This is a messenger RNA of Geodia barretti, 285 nucleotides long. Lineage: Eukaryota; Metazoa; Porifera; Demospongiae; Tetractinellida; Geodiidae. The record is from the annotation of a GenBank genome assembly.
AUGCACAUCAGCGAAGUCCUCCUGCGCCCGACCAUUACCGAAAAGAGCACCCUGCUGCAGGAAGUGGGCCAGUACACCUUUGUAAUCGCUCCCCGGGCGAACAAGACGAUGGUCAAGCAGGCGGUCCAGGAAAACUUCAACGUCACGGUCCUCAGCGUCAAUAUCACGCGCAAUCACGGCAAGCGCAAGCGGUAUGGCCCGCGCUACAAGAAGCAGCCCGACGUGAAGAAAGCCGUGGUCACGUUGCAGGCCGGCGACCGCAUCGAACUGAUUGAAGGCCUGUAG